This is a messenger RNA of Populus euphratica (Euphrates poplar), 1370 nucleotides long. RefSeq names its product transcription factor MYB24. Gene Ontology annotation, molecular function: sequence-specific DNA binding; DNA-binding transcription factor activity. The transcript has 3 exons. Gene Ontology annotation, cellular component: nucleus. Lineage: Eukaryota; Viridiplantae; Streptophyta; Magnoliopsida; Malpighiales; Salicaceae. The record is from RefSeq and is a predicted model, not a curated record. Gene Ontology annotation, biological process: regulation of DNA-templated transcription. The coding region runs from base 208 to 1185 and encodes 325 amino acids.
AAGUUCAUUUCUAAACUCUCUCUAGGUUAGUAGAGAUAGCUUGAACCAUGCUAUGGUGGUCUAUAAACUUCUAGCACUUCUCCGCAGUUUCACUUUAGUACUACUACUCGAACGCACUAAUUAGACCCUUGACCAAUACCUCUCUCUCCCUCUCACUCUCUCUUUCACGCACAAUAAUUAUUAAAUACCGAUAUCAUCUAAAAAAUUAUGAGAGCAUCAAUGCUUGGUGUUAAAAGGAGGAUUUACAAUUCUAGCGAAGAGGAAGGUGAGCUAAGAAGAGGUCCAUGGACUCUUGAAGAAGAUACUUUGCUUACUCGUUACAUUGCUCGUAAUGGUGAAGGUCGUUGGAACAUGUUAGCAAAAUGUGCAGGACUGAAGAGAACCGGAAAGAGUUGCAGAUUGAGAUGGCUAAAUUACCUAAAACCUGACGUCAAGCGUGGAAAUCUUACUCCACAAGAACAGCUUUUGAUUCUUGAACUGCACUCCAAGUGGGGUAACAGGUGGUCAAAGAUUGCACAACAUCUGCCUGGAAGAACAGACAACGAAAUCAAGAAUUAUUGGAGGACAAAGGUGCAGAAAGAGGCACGCCAACUUAACAUGGAGGCUAGCAGUACGAAGUUUCUUGAUGCUGUUAGGAGUUUCUGGAUGCCAAGAUUGCUUCAAAAAAUGGAGCAGGCUUCUUAUUCUUCUUACUUGACAACACUCGACUCACAAUCACAAGCUGAUCAUGGAGUCAGGUCUCCAUCAUCCAAUUCCCCAGUUCCUAGUUCAUUGUCAACGUCGUUGUGUCCUCCAGAAAGCAGAUUGGCACACUAUUUAAAUCUUGGCAGUGAAAAUUCAAGUUCAGUCACAAGUCCUCAUGUUCUUUCUGCAAAUUCCGAUACAAUCUCACCGCAGCCUGAAAUUCUUGAAAACCCAACUUGCUCGUCUCUCCAUGGUGAUACUUUCUACAGCAACUUAAUUUUGAGUGACACCUGCUAUGAGGAGGGCAGUUGCUAUGACCCAGUUGGAUUCAAUCAGGCUUCUGCUGGCAUGGGCACUUAUGACAAUUCACCAUUGGAAUGCCAGAUGGCAGGAGGCAAUUGGGUGUUUGAUAGCAUGGAAGAUACUUUAUGGGAUAUGGAUGACAUGUGGCAGUUUAGGGACUUGAGAGAAACAGGCAUCCAGAGUGGUCCCUGUCGAUGAUUAGGAUCUUUUCUAUUAAUCAUCUUGACCCAGACUUAUAUAUAUAUAUAUAGUUUAAUAGAUAACUCCAGCAUUAUUGGUGAAUAUUGUAGUUAUUAUGUUGAGUAUUUUAGAGUUCAAGUGAUUGUUGAAGAAGCCUGUAUAUGUAUUUUUUUUAAUGGUGUUUGGUAUUUCAUGUUUAAUUA